AUGGUUGCCAUCAGCUCUCUCCUUCUCGGCAUCUCCGCCAUCGCUGGCUCUGCCAUCGCAGCCCCUACUGCCGACGUCCCUGACUUCGAGCUCAACACUGAGAGCAAGGCUCUCAUUGCCCGCCAGGACUACAACCAGAACUACAAGACCAGCGGCAACGUCCAGUUCAGCCCCACCAACAACGGAUACUCGGUCACCUUCUCCAACGCCGGUGACUUCGUCGUUGGAAAGGGAUGGAAGACCGGUACUACCAGGAAGAUCAAGUUCAAGGGUUCCACCAAGGCCCGGGCCGGCACUGUCCUCGUUUCCGUCUACGGAUGGACCACCAACCCCCUUGUUGAGUACUACAUCCAGGAGUACACCUCCAACGGCUCUGGAUCUGCUCAGGGCCAGAAGAUGGGCUCUGUCACUUGCGAUGGAUCUAGCUACGACAUCUGGAAGCACACCCAGGUUAACCAGCCUUCCAUUGUUGGUACCACCACCUUCACCCAGUACAUCAGCAACCGUGUGAACAAGAGGCCCGGCAGCGGCACCGUCACCACCUCGUGCCACUUCGACGCCUGGGCCAAGCUCGGCAUGAAGCUUGGUACCCACAACUACCAGACUCUCUCCACCGAGGGCUGGGGCAACGCCGGCGGCAAGUCCCAGUACACCGUCUCCGGCUCGUAG
Messenger RNA from Exserohilum turcica Et28A, 669 nucleotides. RefSeq names its product glycoside hydrolase family 11 protein. The transcript has 2 exons. Gene Ontology annotation, molecular function: hydrolase activity, hydrolyzing O-glycosyl compounds. The record is from RefSeq and is a predicted model, not a curated record. The coding region runs from base 1 to 669 and encodes 222 amino acids. Gene Ontology annotation, biological process: xylan catabolic process. Lineage: Eukaryota; Fungi; Ascomycota; Dothideomycetes; Pleosporales; Pleosporaceae.